This is a messenger RNA of Anastrepha ludens (Mexican fruit fly), 2863 nucleotides long. RefSeq lists its product as uncharacterized. The record is from RefSeq and is a predicted model, not a curated record. NCBI's taxonomy places the organism in Eukaryota, Metazoa, Arthropoda, Insecta, Diptera, Tephritidae. The transcript has 6 exons. Bases 418 to 1974 code for a protein of 518 amino acids.
AUUUUGGUCCACCACCCACCCACUAUGCUUUAUUUACAAAUAUUUCAGUGAGAAAUCCUACUCGGUGAAAUAAUAGAUAAAAAUAGCUACCAUUAUUUCCAGUUAAGAAAAGGAUGCGUAGUUGCCUAAGUUUAUAUGUACUUCGGUAAUAUAAUAAUAAUAGGAAGAAAGAGCUUCGAUCUACAAUAUCUACUUAAGGGAAUUAACAUGAUACUGCAUAACAUAUUGGACUGUAUGUGGAAAUAUAGUGUGUGUGUACGCAUACUCAUUUGCUGAUCUGUAAGAAAAUGCAUGCAACACUCAGCAUUGCUCCAUAUGGAAAAGCUUCCACUGAAGUUAAUGGCUGUUACGCAGUUUGUUGAUACGGUGUAAAAAAAAUUUAACUAAUUUUGUCAAAAAACCGUGCAUCACUCAACAAUGUUUUUAAAUAUAAUCAAAAAAUUGUUCAAAUCAAGCGAAAGGAAUUUUGACGAUGACGCAUUGAAUGAGUUUUGGCCGACAGUCGAUGGAGGUUUUCCGUUAACUGAAUUUGGCAGGAAAUUGUUGCAGAAAUGCACUCAAGUGCAAAAACCUGAAGCAAGCGCAGUUGACAUAGACAGUUUCAUGGAUCAAUCAUUGAGCUUCCCACUGAAGUUUGGCAGGGAUACUUGCCGUGUGAUGAGUCAGCCUAAGGAACGUUUUGCAGCAAUCGAAAGACAAAUCGCUUCUGCCUAUCCAGUAAUACAUGAACGUGUUUUGGGAUUGUAUUUGGCUUUCUUGGAACACAAAUGCAAUUAUGGCAACGAUCUAGAACACGCCGUUUAUGUUGGCAUGACCCUCACAGGUCUCGUACAGCGAUUACUAGAGAAACGUUGUGUCGCCUUUGUGGGUCCACUCGAUGAAUAUCUGCUUUUAAAGGGCAGGAAGACAAUGGCAAAUUUUUUCGAUGUAGGCACAGAAGAUGAGAAGGCGCCAUUAAUUUUGAAAGAUGUAUUGAGCUAUGACGAGAUCAAGCUCUCUGCCUUUCUUUCGGUGUCAUCACACACGGAGUUUCUCAACAACGGUAGGCGUUUUAACUGUGGCAUCAUUGAGGAGGAUAAAACAAAAAUCGAGACUACUGGCGUUAUAAUCGGCAUUAUCGGUGGCCGCUUCGAGGCGGAAGACGUAAUGGAGUGGCAAGAUAUAAUGAUUACGCCAAUGCAAAAUACAAAAGCGCGCGGCUAUGGUUACAACGCCAAAACCGCAAAGAAGGCCAACAAACGCAGCGUGGACUAUCGUCAAUUAUGGACGCGUUUUUAUGAAGAACAGGAUUUAGUUUAUGAUAAAGUAGAAAAUAUCGUGUCACCUCGUUUCUUUAAAGACGAACGCACACGUUUCAUUUUCGACAAUUUGGUGAUGAAGAAACGCUACGCCAUCACUUUCGAUACACUGCUGCUGGAGGCAGAUGCGCGAGGAACUGCCGCUGAGAAACAAGUAUACCUGCAUGUAGUCGGUAUUGGAUUAGGUGCUUGGCGUGCAGUAAAACAUCAAGAUAAAAUAUUUUUGAAAACAUUUAGUGAACGCUUGCAGGCACUUUUGCUGCAUCUGACACAUAUUUCGGUGGUGCACUUCUCGAAUUUCAGACCUUCGUCUGCGGAGCAUCAUCUCAGAGAUGGUGGAUUGUUUGAAGCGGAAACACACCCUAACGGUGGUAUCAAAACGUUCAUACAUGAUCGUUACGCAGCGGAAAAAUUGGCACCGGAGUAUGAAAGAAUGCUAAUAGUCGAGUCGUACGCCUGGGAUGCAAAUGCCUUGCCAGGCAAUGAAUUUUGGAAGGGCUGGCUUACAAGUUCCGGUGACCCUGCCGCCGCUUGCAGCACGCUCAUCGCUGAACUGCAUAAUCCUCACAUCAAUACAAAAAUGGUGAAUGGCGAAAAUUUGCAUAUAGCUUCAGGCAGAUUUGGUAUAUUACAUAUUGCUGAGUAUUCCAAAAAAAUUUUAGAGCAAAAGGCUUAGAGAAUGAAUGUCUCGCUAUUAGUUAUAUUAGUGCGGUUUCUGUAAAUUUAAGUUGUGUAUGUUAAUAUGUUAACCUGUGUAUAUUAAGUUGUGCUAAUGUAUAGAUAUAAAUUAAAAUAAAAAAUUGAUAUGUAGUCUUUUAGCAUAACUGUAAACCGGAUAAUAAAAAUAGCGUAUUUGAAGGCUUCCGGCUUUUGAACAGCCUACCACGUUUUAAAAGUAGUUGGCAAGGCAUAUCAUCAGCAGUUGCGUAUCUGGCAAAUUAUGAUUUAUUUCCUUUUGUGAAUUUCAACAGUUACCAAAUUACUUUUACGAUACCUAAUAGUUUUAAUAACUUUUACGGUGAAAUAAAUAAUAGAAUUGUUAAAAUAAUUGUGAAGCCAACAUCGCCACGUUGCAGGCCCAACGAGACGGGGGGGAUCGGGUACUUUUUCCCCCGGACCCGGAGUUUUCAGAGGGGCCCGGACUCGAGGGUAAUGCCAAGAAAUUUCCUGCUUGAAAAAAUAUAGUAAAUAAUACUUCUACCAGAGUUCCGUCACAGACUUUUUUUGGUGUCACCAUAUCGAAUGUUAUGAUCACGAUUACGAAGAAUAAAUAUAAUAUGGUGAUACAAAAGUGUAUAUUAUUGAGCUCUUAUUAAAAUGGAACAUUUUAUGCUACUGAUUUAUAAGGUUUAUCAAGGAUCAAAGACUACCAUCGUUCUUGUUCAACUCAGAGUCGAGUAACAGGAUUGACAACUUUGUAUUUGGAAUCUGAGUUAGCAAGGAAACUCGACUUCGAUGAUAUUAUAAGAGCUUUUGCCUCAGCUAAAGCAAGAAAAGCAAAAUUCUAAGCAUCGUGGCAGUCAUUUUCAAAUAUUUGUAAGGCUCACAAAAUGAAUAAAAAAUUU